This is a messenger RNA of Schistosoma mattheei, 2436 nucleotides long. The record is from the annotation of a GenBank genome assembly. NCBI's taxonomy places the organism in Eukaryota, Metazoa, Platyhelminthes, Trematoda, Strigeidida, Schistosomatidae.
AUGACCUUAGGCUAUUCAGCGAAUAGAAAACCCACGCGUUUCAAUUCGUGGCGCGUUUUCUGGUUAUUACGCGAUAUGUUUUCCUUCGGUUUUUCAAACCAUCCUUGUGGUUCACCAUGCUUAUUCAUCAGAAUUGUGGUCAUUCUUAUAGUGUCCUUUUCUGUUGUUUUAUCGGAAGACUUGAAGUCGAAGAGAAAAAGUGGUGAUACUCGUGUUUCAAUAACUCCAGACAAAAAGGAAAUCAAAAACCAUAUAGAGCAAUUUGAUGAUCCGGAAACUGUCGAAAAAUUCCUACGUGAUCUUCUUAAUCCAGAUCUAUUGUUCCCUCAAAUUUCAAAAGAUAAGGAAGAUGUAAACGUUGAGUCAGAAUCACAAGAUGAUCCACUUGAUUCAAAUAUGAAGGAUGAAAACCAAGAAUCGACAGAUGAGUCUGGACAUGAUUCAACUGCGAACGAUUUUCCGGGCUCCCAAAGCAUCCCAUCGAUUAAUGAUGAAAACACAAUGAAAAGCAUUCAUUCGCCACCUGAUGAGCAUGAAGAUUCGGAACAAAGUGUUGCUCAGCGUUUGUAUGACGAAGCUAUGAGUAUUUUGGAGACAGAAAAUCACAAGACAUCUGCUGAUAAAACCGCACUAGAACUCUUGAACGAAGCUUCCAGACAGGGUCAUACAAAGGCAAGGGAACAAGUGGCUAUGCUGACAUUGCUUGGAGGUUACACUGCAGAUCCUUUUAAAAGCGCAUACUCUGCGUUCGAAGAGCUGUCUAAUGAAGGCAACCCUCGCGGUCAGUUUGGCCUGGGAUUUUUGUAUGCGUCUGGAUUACACGUAAAUGCAAGUAUUCCACAUGCAUUGAUAUAUUUAACAUUUUCGGCUCUUGGAGGAGAUAAUUUUGCUGAUAUGGCUUUGGGCUAUCGUUACUGGACUGGUGUUGGUGUUGAAGAAGAUUGUGAAGCAGCACUAACACAUUAUCGUCGUGUGGCUCAAGUCGUCUUUAAAGAAGUUUCCGAACGCUCUGAAUCUGGUGGUCCAACUCUUCUUGGACCUAUGGUUAGACGUGCUCGUCUUUUAGACGAAAUAGAUGCAAUGGGUAGUUUAGAUGGUGGUGAUCUUACAAUCAGUGAGGAUCUGUUCCAAUAUUAUCAGUUUAUGGCUUACAAAAAGAAUGUUAGUGCUAUGGUUGGAUUAGGUCAGUUGUAUUAUUAUGGUAGACAUGGUGUUGAAAUGAAUCAUGAAAAAGCUUUUUAUUACUUUAAUCUGGCUGCUGAGUCUGGAAGCGCCAUAGCCAUGGCUUAUUUAGGCGAGAUGUACAUGGUUGGUAGCACAGCUGUACCUGCCGAUUCGACGAAAGCCUUAAAAUAUUUACGUAAAUCAGCUGAGGAAAAUAAUCCAAUAGGGCAAACAGGUUUGGCGUUGGCCUACUUAUAUGGUCGAGCCGGUUUACCGGUUAAACCAGUUAUCGCAAUGGAGUUAUUUCUGAAAGCUGCAGAUCAAGGUUGGCCUGAAGCUCAAUUACAUCUUGGUCGUCUAUUCUUAGGUACUCAUGGGAUAAAAACUGAUUACAAAUCAGCUUUGAAGUAUUUCACUAUGGCGUCACAACAGGGUAAUGUAAUGGCUUUCUAUCAUCUAGCUGAGAUGCAUGCCAAAGGUACAGGAGUAUUACGAUCCUGUAGCACCGCAGCCGAACUUUUUAAAAAUGUAGCUGAACGUGGUCGUUGGUCGAAAAUGUUCAUGUCUGCUUAUUCUGCUUUUCGCAAUCGUCGUUAUCAUGAAGCAUUUGUUACAUACCAACUAUUAGCAGAACUCGGUUACGAAGUGGCUCAAAGUAAUGUAGCUUUCAUCCUAGAAGAAGAAAAAGCUACGGGAAUUCCAAAUGAUGAAAUUCACAAACGUGCGUUUACUCAAUGGCAACGAUCUGCGACACAAGGUUCCACAAGUUCUCGUGUGAAGUUAGGUGAUUACUAUUAUUAUGGACUUGGUACUGAUGUUAGUUACCAGAAAGCUAUUCAACAUUAUCGAAUCGCUUCAGAUCUACAUCAUAAUGCACAAGCAAUGUUUAAUUUAGGUUAUAUGCAUGAACAAGGAUUAGGGUUGAAACGAGAUCUUUACUUAGCCAAAAGGUUUUACGACAUGGCCGCUGAAGCAUCGAUCGACGCACGAGUAGCUGUAUACCUAGCUCUUAUACGUCUUUCAUUUUAUUUCGUUAUGGAAUUUUUCGGUGAAUCAAGUUUCUUUCAAUAUCUUGGAAGUAUGUUUGGUAGUAGAUCAUUUACAGAUGAACAUGAGGUAGAUAGUGUAACAGAUUCGACAGAAACACCAACAAUAUCAUCUCAUCCUUCUGGACAUUUAAUAUCAACUAUGGACUGGGAUUUUUAUGCAAUACCAUUUUUAACAGGCUUAUUAUUGUUGUUCUUUUUUUAUAUUAGACAUAGAAGGGUUUAA